UCAUUAAUUAUUUUUAUAAGAAAAGAUUAGAGAUUGUUUAAAAAAUGACAUAGAUAAAAAAACUAGGAAUACAAAAUGAUCAAUUGAUCAAGAGAGAGUCUACAGAUCUGCAGAUAUUAUUAAAGUCCAUCUUAACAAGAGUUUGUGCUUGUUCAUUUACUUUGCCGCCAUUUUGCGAUCGUUCAUUUUCGUUGCGCGUCAUCGUUAAUAUUUUCCGCGAAUAAUUCGACACUACUACCAGAAAAAUUUGAGACAGACAAUUGUACCAAUGAUUUCUACAACGAUUUCGAUUGGAAUUCAACAAUUACACAUCGACUCGCUAGGUCGAGCUGGAUACGGAUAGUGUAUUCCCGCCAACAAUGUCAUCGGCGUGCUAACCUUAAAUUGAGACGCGAACUAAGACCGGUUACUGAAAGAUCCUAAUAGUUCGCCGAUUCUGGCGGAGAUUUACUCAACAUGGCUAGUGAUAUGCAAGAAAAGUCCACCAAUAAUUUGGAGAUUAAUUUGGAGAACAUGGGGUGUGACAUGGACGAAGAGGGCGGCUUGAGAGUGGACGAUGAGAUAUACUUCCCGCCACCACCGACAACUUUCUGUGAGGUGGAUACAAAUGGGCCUAGACUUAUGAUAAGCAAGAUCGUUAACAAGAAUUUCAAGAGCUACGCUGGCACACAAAUUGUUGGACCUUUUCACAAGCACUUCUCUGCUAUAGUAGGUCCUAAUGGUAGCGGCAAAAGUAAUGUGAUAGACUCGAUGCUGUUUGUAUUUGGAUACCGUGCCAGUAAAAUAAGGUCAAAGAAGAUAUCAGUUUUAAUACACAAUUCCAGUCAACAUACAAGUAUAAAUAGCUGUACUGUAUCCAUAUACUUUCAUAGGAUUAUUGACGAGCCUGGAGAUGACUACAAGAUUGUUCCAGAUAGCGAAUUUGUUAUAUCCAGAAGAGCAUUUAAAGAUAAUUCAUCAUAUUAUGAGCUUAACGAAAAGAAGGUGCAAUUUAAGGAGAUUGCCAAGCUUCUGCGAUCUUACGGAGUUGACUUGGAUCAUAAUCGGUUCUUGAUUUUGCAGGGCGAAGUUGAACAGAUCGCAAUGAUGAAACCUAAAGGACAAAACGAGCAUGAAACAGGGAUGCUGGAAUUCUUGGAAGACAUAAUCGGCACUUUUCGUUAUAAGGAGCCAUUAGAAAAAUUAACGGAAAAGGUCGAGGCAUUGACCGAACUUAGAGUGGAAAAGUUACAUCGUCUCAGAAUUGUACAAAAGGAGAAGCAGGUUCUAGAAGAGCCUAUGCAAAAAGCAGUACAGUACCUGAAAACUGAAAACGAUAUAAUCAGCUUGCAGCAUCAGCUCUUCCAUUGCCGAAGAUACCAAGCGAAGAAGGAAUUUACAGAGCAUGAGGCAAAGAAUGAAAUGUUGGAUAAGGAGGUAGCUGAGCUAGCAGACGAUUUGAAGAACAUUCGCAAAGAGAAGGAGGAGAAGAUCAAAGUUAUUAAGAAUAAAAGUAAAGAUUGGGACAACUUGCAGCAUCAGAAGGAUGAAGCCACAGCGACGUUUGACAAUGUGCGCAAGAAGGAUGAGUCUCUGCAUGCUGAGCUAGUCGAAACGAACAAACGACGAAAAUCGCACAUGACGUCUAUCAAAACGGAGAAGGGUAAAUUAGAAGAAUUACUGAGGGUGCCGGAGAAGAAUACAAAAGAUAUCCAAGAGUACGAGCGUCUAGCCAAUACUUACGGGGCUAAUAAGGAGAAAGAAGAAGCAUCAUUGUCGACUUUGAUGGCGGAACUGAAAGAGAAGACGAAACCGCUGUUAACUGAUCGAUCAAAGUUGGAGAACAAGUUGAUAUCGUUGCGGAAGAACGUAGAUCAGGCGAAGGCGACGUACGACAUUGCGCAGUCUGAACUAGAAUUGUACGUAUCAGUGGAGAAAGUGGAAAAAGAGACAUUAAACUCGCUCCGCGAGAUCAUUAAGACGAACACGAGCACUAUUGCGGAGCGGCAGAAACAGCUGGCACUGUUCAAAACAAAAAUUCCAGCCACUGAGCGCAGUCUAAGACAAGCACAGAGUGAGAUGAACGAGGCAAAGACACAAGAGGUAGAAAUGACCGCUCAGUUAAGGAAGUUACGAAUCACUUACGAGGAGCAGCGGUCCGCUAUGCAAACUAGCAGGUCACAAAACCGCGUCUUGGACUCUUUGAUGCGGGAAAAACGAGAAGGAAGGUUACCUGGAAUAUUUGGGAGACUGGGCGACUUGGGUGCUAUCGAUGCCAAGUAUGAUGUCGCGGUAUCGACAGCGUGUGGUCCGCUAGACAAUAUUGUCGUAGACACGAUGACCACAGCACAGGCGUGUGUCAAGCAUUUGCGUGAGCACGACAUAGGACGCGCCACGUUUAUACCGUUGGACAAACAGCAACGAUUUCUGUCUAGAUGCAGUCGCAAGAUUAACACACCAGAGAACGUUCCCCGGCUGUUUGAUCUAAUACGGGUAGAGGAUGAGCGCGUGUUGCCGGCGUUUUACUAUGGUCUACAGGAUACUUUGGUAGCACAAGAUCUGGACCAAGCUACACGUAUUGCAUACGGUAGCACACGUUACCGCGUGGUAACGCUGAAAGGCGAGCUGGUUGAGCUCUCGGGUACAAUGAGCGGCGGCGGGCGGACAGUACUGCGUGGUCGAAUGGGUCAGAAAGUUGUGAGGAACGAGCCGUCAAACAAAGACAUCGAACAACUGCAGUUGGAGUUGGAUACCGUUUUCAAGACGUGCAAUGAGGCGCGUGUUUGGCAGCAAACGCUGGAAAACCAGAUCCACGUACUGACGACAGGGCUGAAAGACAUGCAGGUGGAUCAAAGAAAAUUUAGUAUAGAGUUGCAGACAUUGAGGGAGCAGGAGCCAACUCUGCAAACGCAGCUGAAGCAGCAGGAGAAGAAAGCCGCUGAAGCGAUAUCAGAUCCUAAAAAGGUUGCGCAGAUGGAAGAAACUGUGCAGAAAGCUAAGUCGAACAUGCACGAAGUCGAACAGAGCUCGACUUCGGUGGAGAAGGAGGUAAAGUGCAUAAAUCAGAAGAUAAACGAAAUCUCGGGCAAUCGGGUACGCGAUCAGCAGACGAAGAUCACCAAGCUGAAUAAAUCGAUAGAAAAGACAAAGGCGGAGAUUUGUCGCUUGCAGGUAGCCAUUAAGACUGCCGAGCGGGAUGUUAAAAAGACGGAGAAACAUAUAGAGAGACUGGAGAACGACGUACGCACCUGUGAGCAACGAUUAAGAGACAUUCAACAGGAGAAGUCCACGCUGGAGGAACAGGCUAGAGAUAUAUUAAAGAAGCUGGAAGAGCUUAACGAGGCGUUAGUGGAGCGCGAUAAGGCCAUGUCUUCGUUAAAAGAGGAAUUAAAUGUUUUACAGUCGAAAGAGGACAAGAUGAAGGCGACGAAGAUCGACUUGGACCAGAAACUCCAAGAUAGCAGGAAGCUGCUCAAGGAGCUUCAGCAAGUGAUUCCCGAGUUUAAUCGAAGGAUAGCCAAUUUGAAGCCACACACGAUUGCCUAUGAGAAAGAGCAGUUGACAUUAGGAGAACUAACGGAAGAAGAAAUCAUUAAGUUAGACACCGAAACGAUAUUGCGGAAUAUAACGAAAACAAAGAAAAAAUUACCCCCUCAGGUACCUAACAUGAACGUAAUCAUGGACUACUAUGAAAAGGAUUCGCUCUACAUAAGCCGUACAGCUGAUCUCGAAGAGGUGACCACAUCACGCAACCGAAUACGCGAUAUCUACGAGACAGCUAGACGACACAGAGCGCAGGAAUUCUUGCAUGGCUUCAACUUGAUCUCCAUGAAGUUGAAAGAGAUGUACCAGAUGAUGACGUUAGGCGGCGACGCGGAACUGGAGCUAAUUGACUCGCUGGACCCGUUCAGCGAGGGUGUUGUCCUUAGUGUGCGUCCGCCCAAGAAGUCAUGGAAGAAUAUCGAAAACUUAAGCGGCGGCGAGAAGACCCUGAGCUCGCUCGCGUUGGUAUUCGCUUUGCAUUGUUACAAACCCUCGCCGUUAUACUUCAUGGACGAGAUCGACGCGGCGCUCGACUUCAAGAACGUCUCGAUCAUCGGCAAUUACAUCAAAGAACGCACGAAAAACACUCAAUUCAUCGUGAUUUCCCUACGGUCAAACAUGUUCGAAUUGGCAGAUUACCUGGUGGGCAUCUACAAGACGCACAAUUGUUCCCACUGCGUGACUCUGAACGUGGGCAAGUUUUACGAGAAAAAUGGUAUCGCGCCCCCUAUGCAGCUCACCUCGAAAAACGCCUACGCGACCCAGACUGGCACGCAAAAGUCCACGUUAACGCAACGCAGUUGCCCGCCAGCCUCACAGAAGAAGAUCGCAUGCGAGAAAACACCACUCGUAACUACCAACAAUAACGCGAAGGAGACACAAGAUCGCGAGGAAACGAGAAUCGAGCAUUUGAACGUUCCGCAUUCAGACGAGUACACGGCGCCACCGAAAAUGCUACGACGCUCCCGCAGACUCAGCAGCAGUAGCAGAUCUAGUCAAGAGCAGGGGAAUGUUCAGCAGCCAUCGGCGAAGAAGAAGCGAGCGAAGUGAUAGACGAACGUGGAGAUUCGUUUGCGAAAGACAAUCACGAAGUUCGCUGUCAGAACUUGGUGUUAAUUUUUUAUCGUCCAACAGAACAAUUUUAGCGUAAUAAAAGAUUUAUAAUAGCGUAGUAGAAAACGGAAAAAGGAGAGGUGUAAAUAUCUUAGAUUAGAAACUGUUUAAUGGUCACCGGCUGUGUUGCGUGAAGAUCAGAAAAAAUACGGAAUGAGUACGAGAGAGAAGAACGCGCCUUACAUAGAUAUACGCGCCAAUUAGUUUUCCUCGCGUCACAUAAACGUCACUAUUUUACAUUUUGCAUUGACACGCGAAGUCGCGCAAUAAACGAAGGUGACAUGUGUAAUAUCAUAAUCAUAAAUCAUUUUUUAGCCUUA
This is a messenger RNA of Odontomachus brunneus, 4955 nucleotides long. RefSeq names its product structural maintenance of chromosomes protein 4 (gene glu). Gene Ontology annotation, cellular component: chromosome. Lineage: Eukaryota; Metazoa; Arthropoda; Insecta; Hymenoptera; Formicidae. Gene Ontology annotation, molecular function: ATP hydrolysis activity; protein binding; ATP binding. Bases 457 to 4572 code for a protein of 1371 amino acids. The record is from RefSeq and is a predicted model, not a curated record. The transcript is spliced from 9 exons. Gene Ontology annotation, biological process: mitotic chromosome condensation.